This is a messenger RNA of Ilyonectria robusta, 777 nucleotides long. RefSeq lists its product as uncharacterized. The transcript is spliced from 2 exons. Gene Ontology annotation, biological process: positive regulation of DNA-templated transcription. The record is from RefSeq and is a predicted model, not a curated record. The coding region runs from base 1 to 777 and encodes 258 amino acids. Gene Ontology annotation, cellular component: nucleus. Gene Ontology annotation, molecular function: chromatin DNA binding; transcription coactivator activity. Lineage: Eukaryota; Fungi; Ascomycota; Sordariomycetes; Hypocreales; Nectriaceae.
AUGGACAAUCCUCACGACUAUCUCAUCACGAGCCGUCCUCCUUCGCGGCCCAUCGACCCUGACAAUGCCGAUAGCUGGGUUAUGCUCAACCAAGGCGGUUUCGUCAAGCUCGGCAACGAGCGCAUCCUCCAGAAGCUAGAAUCCCGCAUCUCAUGCGACCUCUCAGUGCCCCAAGAGCUGAGGGCGCGGUGCGAGUCGUUUCAGCGCAAGAGUGAUAAGGGCACCCUAUUCCUAACAAACAAGAGGAUCGUCUACCUUCCCUCGAAACCUACUCAGGAGCCUAGAUUCGAAUCCUUUAGCGCCCCGAUCCUCAAGUUCCAAGACUCCACAACCUCCUCAUCGAUGUGGUGGGGAUGGGUCUGGAAGUCAGAUUGUAUCCCCGUGUCAGGAGGCGGGAUUCCUCCAGACAUUCCUCGAAUCGAGGUCAAAUUUACCUUUUCAGAUGGCGGCAUGAUGGAUUUCAAUGAAGCCUACAUUCGACUACGAGAACGCCUAUUCCAGUAUCAAGAGAUGCGUCGUGAGAUGGGCCCUGGCGUGGACGUCCCCGAUGAGCCAUUACCCGCGUAUGAGGCUCAAGCGAGCGAAUCAGCGCCACCACCGCCGGACGGUUCCCUGUCGGUCAUCCGGCAUGAUCGAUCAGAUAGUACCACCAGCCGAAGAGCGCCAGAUGAGCCUCCACCAGACUAUGAUGAGGCCCAAGCUCAGCAAUUAAGUAUCCGACUUGAGGAUCACAUCCGAGGAGAAAUCGACAGGGGGGAUCAGGAUCGCGAAAAUUGA